Messenger RNA from Epithele typhae, 501 nucleotides. RefSeq lists its product as uncharacterized. Gene Ontology annotation, cellular component: Ino80 complex. The transcript is spliced from 6 exons. The coding region runs from base 1 to 501 and encodes 166 amino acids. Gene Ontology annotation, biological process: chromatin remodeling. The record is from RefSeq and is a predicted model, not a curated record. NCBI's taxonomy places the organism in Eukaryota, Fungi, Basidiomycota, Agaricomycetes, Polyporales, Epitheliaceae.
AUGGCGCCUCCCAAAGGCGUUGGAAAACGGAAAACCACUGUCAUAUACAGCGACGACUCUCCGACACCACCUGUUCCCACCCUGGCCGAGCAAUUGUCGUAUCUCCACUAUGCUCGUCCAUUCAAGAACCCCCACUACACCAAGAAUGUCAACCGGCGUACCAAGAAUCUGAAAGCCGUACUCACUCAGGAACGUGAACGCGAGAAGAACGAGCGCGAGAAACGUAGACAAGAACGAGAGGGGAACAUGGAAGUGGAUGGACAGGCUCCCCCGGACGACGCUGAGGAGGAUCUCCCCACAUAUGCGUCUAUUGAGGCACCCCCGUCAGUGCUUCCCCAGAGGAGAUUUUGCGAUAUCACUGGACUCGAGGGACCGUACACUGACCCCGCGACGGGCUUGCGGUACCACGACAAGAACAUAUAUGAACUUGUCAAAGGCCUCAGUGCACCCGCUGCGAAGGAGUAUCUCUCGGCGCGGGGUGUGAACCCGAUUGUCAAGUAA